Suncus etruscus (white-toothed pygmy shrew) is the source of this 555-nucleotide messenger RNA. RefSeq names its product olfactory receptor 7A10-like. Gene Ontology annotation, molecular function: olfactory receptor activity; G protein-coupled receptor activity. The transcript has 3 exons. Gene Ontology annotation, biological process: G protein-coupled receptor signaling pathway. Gene Ontology annotation, cellular component: membrane. Lineage: Eukaryota; Metazoa; Chordata; Mammalia; Eulipotyphla; Soricidae. The record is from RefSeq and is a predicted model, not a curated record. The annotation marks the transcript as partial.
AUGUACCUGAUCACUGUGCUUGGAAACCUGCUCAUCAUACUGGCUGUCAGCUCAGACUCCCACCUCCAUACCCCCAUGUACUUCUUCCUCUCCAACCUGUCCUUUGUGGACAUUUGCUUCACCUCCACCACUAUCCCCAAGAUGCUGGUGAAUAUCCAAACACACAGCAAAGAUAUCACCUAUGAGGGCUGCAUCACCCAGAUGUAUUUUUUCCUACAUUUUGCUUGUUUGGACAUCUUUCUUUUGACUGUGAUGGCCUAUGAUCGCUUUGUGGCCAUAUGCUAUCCUCUGCACUAUACAGUCAUCAUGAACCCUCAGUUCUGUGGACUGCUGGUUCUGGGGUCUUGGCUCUCGGUCGUCACCUUAUUUUAUUGUACAGUCCUGGGUGAGUAUCUUAGCUCUGCUGCUACCACCAACAACUCACGGUCAAGUUCAACAGCCUCAGUGAUUUAUACUGUGGUCACACCCAUGCUCAACCCCUUCAUCUACAGUCUGAGGAAUAAUGACAUGAAAAGGGCUUUAAAAAACAGUGUUGGCGGGGAUGUGGAGAGAAAG